Messenger RNA from Diospyros lotus (date-plum), 2087 nucleotides. RefSeq names its product myosin-2-like. The record is from RefSeq and is a predicted model, not a curated record. Gene Ontology annotation, biological process: establishment of meiotic spindle localization; spindle organization; mitotic cell cycle. Gene Ontology annotation, cellular component: spindle pole. The coding region runs from base 156 to 1643 and encodes 495 amino acids. The transcript is spliced from 7 exons. Gene Ontology annotation, molecular function: protein binding. NCBI's taxonomy places the organism in Eukaryota, Viridiplantae, Streptophyta, Magnoliopsida, Ericales, Ebenaceae.
AAAAAAAGGGGACCAAUCUAGGGAGUUUGAAUUCCUGAUAAAGCAAAAGCGAAGCAAACUCUUUUCGUCAGAGGAACUUCUGCUCUUGGCACGAGAUCCGUAAUAAGAGGUUCCGGUCUUAAGAGUCAUCUUAAUUCUUGUCCGUGGCAGAGGUAAUGAUGUGUUCGGCGAGCACUCGGAGUUCGUUGGAGCUUAUGCUGGAAUCUAUCCAGCGGAGGGACGAGCAGCCGAGCGAUGUGCCUCCGGCGUUGCCGGUUCGGCCGUUGUCGAAGGCUCGGUUACCGCCGGCCAGAAGAGGGCUGCCGGUGAGGUUGCAGAGCCAGAGAAACUGUUUGAGGGAAUAUCCAAAAGAAAACGAGGCGAAAGAGGAGGAAGACAUGAGAGCAAAACUAGGAUUCGGGUUGUUUGAGAUUGACAGGAAAAGGACGAAGAGGGGGGCCUUCGUUGAGUUACCUUACAAACAGAGUUCCGUGGAAGGCGAUGAUACUACAGCCUGCGUGCCAAUAUCCAAUCUUUCCCCUGGAUCCACCAAGGAAUGCAAGUGUGGCAACAAUUUUAGUUUUGUUCUGAAUAAGAUUUAUUUAUUCGAUGUCAUGGAUGAUUCGAGAGAAAGAGUCAUGAAGGAGAUAGUGGAGAUUCAGAGAUAUUUUCGUGGUCACCAAGCUCGCUGUUACUAUCUCGAGCUUAAAAGUGGAAUAACUACACUGCAAGCAUUUGUACGUGGUGAAAAGGCUAGAAAGGACUAUCAGAUAUUGACUAGAAGGUCUAUAGCAGUUAUUGUGAUACAGCAGCAUACAAAAAGGUGGAUUGAGUGGAGAACAAUGCAAAGAAGGCAGCGAGCGGUUAUAUCUUUGCAAUCUGCAAUUCGUGGGUGGUUGAGUCAAAGAAGCAUUCAAUGUAAUGGAAACUUCAGAUUGCUUGGCACAGAUCCUGGGGAAGAUAUAAGAAAACCAGACUGGAGGAAUCUAGAAAGGAAGGACUUUGUUCAGGUUUCACCUGCUGCUAUUGCUGACCUUCAAGGCCGGAUCCGUAGGAUGGAGACAGAACUGGGGCAAAAGGAGGUGGAAAAUGCUGCUUUGCGGCUACAACUUCAGCAAUAUGACAAAAAGUGGCUACAGUAUGAUGAAAAGAUGAAGUCCAUGGAGAAGUUGUGGCAAGAUCAGUUAACAUCCUUGCAAAUGAGCCUAGCAGCAGCCAGGAAGACUCUUCUUACUGGAUGCACCACAGAUUAUUCGGGAAAACUUGAUCCUUUUCCAAUAUAUCAUUGUUAUGGUGCUGACGAUACAUCGCCCUUGGGAGCACGUGCUACUGAUAGAAUAACUGCAUCAGAUAUCUCAAAUUUGCUUUGUGAUGCUGAACCACAACAAACAAACUGCAGACUAGAUAACGAGACUACUGAACUCACUGAGCAGGAGCGUAAAAAGGUGUUUUGCAACAAUCCCCGCACUGGUGACAAACUGAAAUCAGUUCAUUUAACUUCCAGCACGAGCAUGAGGCCCAAUGAUGGAUUCAGAAAGCUGAAGCUCAAGUUUGAAGCAUGGAAGAAAGACUAUAGAAUUCGAUUGAAGGAGACAAAGGAAAAGCUACAUGAUCUUGACAAUUCUGAGACGAAGAAAAAUCGCAGAAAAUGGUGGGGAAGAUGAAUGAAUGCACUCGGGAGCUAAAGCUACUCUCUUGGCAUUUCGCAGGCCCCCUGCAUGCGAAAUUUCUGUGGGGAAUAGACACGCGUAGAUCUAGUUUAUCGGCAGGACAAAGGGAUGACAGGUUUCUGAGCUGUUCUCACCAGCCUACUGUAUCUCUUCUAUUAUAUGUUCUUGCCUUAAUUCGUAUUUCUACUGUGAGAACAAUGGAAGAAGGGAAGGGGAGGUAUCGGCGAUUUGCCAGCAAUGUAAGUUGCUUUGUGGGGGAAGAGAAAGCACGGAUGUAUGUACUCACAGAGCAUGUAAAAUAAUUAGGGAGCCUUAGAAGAGCAACGUCUCUCUCUUUGUACAAUUCCGCUGUGACACUGAGAUCCAUUCUCGGACGGUUUAUUGUAAAAGCACUUCAACGUUCCUUCAGAUUAGUUCUUCGAGAAUCGCAGCAUCCAU